GCCGCCCGCCCAGGACGCCGACGCCGCCAAAGCGGCGGCGCCGGCGUCCGAGGCCGAGACCAAGGAGCAGUGGUCGCGCAUCAUGUCCAAGAUGCGGCCGUCGUCGGUGACGGCCGCCCAGCAGCAGCGCACGCAGGUCAACGGUGACCGACCCCCGCAGCCGGACAGGAAGUGUCCCUUCUAUAAACUAAUACCGGGGGCGCCGUUCGCCGUGGACGCCUUCAACUACGGCAUCGUGCCAGGCGUGGAGGCGUACUUCCUGAGUCACUUCCACUACGACCACUACCGCGGCCUCUCCAAGACCUUCCCGAAGACCGUCUACUGUGGCAAGGUUACCGGGAACCUGGUGAUCACGCGACUGAAGGUGCCUGCCGAGCGCAUCAAGAUGCUGCCCAUGAACGAGCCCAAGCUGGUGUUCAACGUGGAAGUGACGCUGCUUGACGCUAACCAUUGUCCGGGCGCCGUCAUGUUCCUGUUCAAGUUCCGCGACGGGCGCGCGUACUUGCACGUGGGCGACUUCCGGGCCGACCCCUCCAUGGAGAGCUACCCGGAGCUGUGGAACACGGCCAUCGAUCGGGUCUACCUGGACACCACAUACUGUGAUCCGAUGUACGACUUCCCCAGCCAGUCCGACAUCCUGCACCAGUGCGUGCGCAUUGUCAACGAGGCCAUCCAGAAGAACGCCAAGACACUGGUGGUGUGCGGCAGCUAUACGAUCGGCAAGGAGCGCGUGUUCCUGGCGGUGGCCGAGUCGCUCGACUGUCUGUUCUGGGCGUCUGCCGACAAGCGGCGUACGCUGCAGUGCUUGGAGGAGCGGCAGAUCAAGCGUCGCCUCACCACGGACCAGCGGCUGGCGCGGAUACACGUGCUGCCGCUGGGUCACCUCACCAUGAAGACGCUGCAGAACUACCUGAAGAUAUUCCAGUCGCAGUACACCCAUAUCGUGGCCAUCAAGCCCACCGGCUGGGAGCACGGCAAGGACCACGAGACGCACGGCGACUUCAAGCCCAAGAUCUCGGGCAACAUCGCCAUCUACGGCGUGCCGUACAGCGAGCACUCGAGCUACUCGGAGCUGCGCCGCUUCAUCCAGUUCGUGCAGCCGCGCGAGAUCAUCCCGACGGUGAACGUGGGCAGCGCGCAGACGCGCGCUCUCAUGGAGGCCACCUUCCGCGACUGGCUGCGCGAGGCGCCGCUGCGGCCGCCCGGCCAGCAAUCCAUACGCAUACAUCGUCCAUAG
Molecule: messenger RNA, 1237 nt
Organism: Pollicipes pollicipes
Lineage: Eukaryota; Metazoa; Arthropoda; Thecostraca; Pollicipedomorpha; Pollicipedidae
Product: DNA cross-link repair 1A protein
Exons: 10
Coding region: 83-1237 (384 amino acids)
Biological process (GO): double-strand break repair via nonhomologous end joining; interstrand cross-link repair
Molecular function (GO): 5'-3' DNA exonuclease activity; damaged DNA binding
Source: RefSeq, a predicted model, not a curated record